Closterium sp. NIES-67 is the source of this 3835-nucleotide messenger RNA. NCBI's taxonomy places the organism in Eukaryota, Viridiplantae, Streptophyta, Zygnematophyceae, Desmidiales, Closteriaceae. The record is from the annotation of a GenBank genome assembly.
UGAUAAUCGAUGUCUGCUUCCUAGGGUUGUGCCAGCAGCAGCUGCGCCUUUCCCAGUGUAAGGGCCACCUAGUUCAAGCCAGACUUAGUAAGCAACUGAUCUUAACCUAAACCUACACACGAUGCCGGUUGGUUCGCCGAUCCAACGGCUCUCCGACGACCUGCUCGCCAAGAUCUUCAAUCUCCUCGCUAGAUCCGAUGGCCAGCUGAAGCACGCUAGCGUCUGCAAGCAAUGGCACGGCAUGGCGUGUCGCGUGCAGGACCGCGUCUGCUUGACCGCAAGCCGCCACGUGGAUCCUCGUCAGCUGAUUCCGCAGCUCUCGCGGUUCGUCAAUCUCAGAAAGCUCGUCCUCUCCGCCGGCAGCCUGCCGGCCGUCCCUGAUGCCCUCCUCUCGUGUGUCGCCGACACGUGUCACGAUCUCAUUGAGCUUCGCAUCAACUCACCUGAGUCCGACUCGCAUGAGUGGGACUCUUUGGAUCAAAUCGACAGUCCUGAGAAUUUCACCGAGUGCGGCCUUUCCUCGCUGUUCGCCAAGUGCACUCGCCUGGAGGAUCUUCAUCUGCGUUGCCCGAAGCAUCUCGCCGCCAUUCCUCCCUCCAUCGACUGCCUCGCUUCGCUCACGAACCUGCACCUUGUCGCGAGAAGGGUCAAGCUGCUUCCCGAUACAUUCUCCUCGUUACAGUCACUCCAACGCCUCGUUCUCAUCAUGCCGAAGCUGAAAAAUCUUCCUCGAAAUUUCAAGAACCUCGUCCUUCUGAAGUCGCUGCAGCUUGAUGACUGUGGCUCCCUGAAAUCAAUCCCGGAAUUUAUUGGGCAACUUGCAAGUGUAGACCGUCUCUCCAUCAGUGGCUGCAGAGAGCUGCGACUACCUGAUUCUCUCACCAACCUCUCGUCUUUGGUGGCUCUGGAGAUUCGCGCAUGCCGUGACCCUCUCCCACUGCCCGCGAAUUUCGGCCAGCUUCACGCGCUCGAAAGUUUACUGCUGGAGGAUAUAGCUGGAAUGCCCAACCUGCCCGAAUCUCUCGGGCAGCUGCAGCGCCUGAAGCGACUUUCCCUGAAUAGAUGCAGCGGCAUUUCGUCUCUGCCUCGUUCUCUUCCCCGUCUUCCUUCCCUCGCGGAUCUCAACCUGUUCGCCCCGAACCUUUCCGUGCUGCCCGCCGAAAUCGGGCAGUUAUCAGAGCUUCGGACUUUCUCGCUGACCAAUGCGGAUGUUCCAAGCCUCCCAGAUUCCAUCUCUCAGGCCACGGCACUCCAAGAGCUGUCGUUAGAAAAUCUCAGGGAUUUGACUUCUCUGCCCGAGGAAUUCGGGCAGCUGGCCUCUCUAGAGACUCUCCACCUGAAUGGGCUUCCCCAGCUGACCCACCUGCCCGAGUCAUUCGGACACCUGACCAAGCUUCGUACGCUGCGAAUCAUGGCGUGCUAUCAGCUGCAGCAGCUGCCUGAUUCCGUAUCCGCGCUAUUGGCCCUUCAAGACUUGGACCUGAGACACUCCUGGAGGCUCACUGCGCUACCAGUAGGCAUGGGGAACGGCCUGCCCAAUCUGCGCAAGUUAGAGCUGCACCACUGCAAGGCCCUCACCCGCCUCCCCCCAUCCUUCUCCGGCCUCUCGUCCCUCGAAUCCCUCAGCAUCCUGCAAGCAGGGAGCUUCAGAGGCGCCUUACCGGAGGGCUUUGGCCGCUUGGGGAAGCUGAGGGAGCUGUCUCUUCGAGCCAUGCCGCACCUGACUGCGCUUCCUGCCUCCGUUUCCGGCCUUCUCGCCCUCACCAGCCUGCUUCUGGUAAAUUGCCCGGGGGUUAAAGCGCUGCCUGGGGAUAUCGGACGGCUGGGGUCACUCGAAGAGCUGAAGAUCUCGAAGCUGGACGGCUUGGAUUCGUUCCCCCGGUCGCUGGUUGAGCUGCCCCGGCUGCGGGUGCUGGAGGUUCGGAUGUGCUCUGAGCUGCUCACUCUGCUAGGGGAUGAAACCGUCGAAGAUCUCGAGCAGGGCCAGGGAACAGGUGCUGCUAGCAGCACCUUGGGUGCCAGCAGCAACAGGAGCAGCAGUAGCAGCAGCAGCAGGGACACCACUACCACCACCACCACCCACAGCAGUGGCAAUCAUGGCAGGAGUGUCAACGGUGCACUGCUCCCAUCCCUGCUCAGUCUAAAGGCUGAACAAUUUUUUUUCAGGUCCUUCGGUCCAUCCCUCGGCUGCCUCUCGUCCCUCACAAGGAUGGAGCUCCUGCAGAUGGGAGAACUGCUCUCCCUCCCUGACUCCAUCUCUGGGCUUUCACAGCUGCAAGUGCUUCGGAUCUUUAACUCCAUAAAACUGAAAUCGCUUCCGGAAACCCUUGGAGGUCUCUCCUGCCUUCGUGCCCUGGAGCUUGUUGGCCUGCACGGUUUGCACGAGCUGCCCGAGGCUUUCGGGCAGCUGACGCAGCUCGAGACGGUGAAAAUCAUCAUGUGUACCAACAUCUCCAGGCUUCCAGCAUCCUUUUCCAAUCUGUCAAAGCUGCAGCACUGCUCGCUUGACAACGUGGGGAUCUCGGGCAUUCCAGAUGAUUUCUGGAGGCUCUCCUCCCUCCAGACCUUGGUGCUUCUGUGCCUGCAGAAUCUUUGCAGCUUGCCGGAAAGUUUUUCGCAGCUGCCCCGGCUGAAGGCGUUGGAGCUGUGCCACUGUAGGAAGCUGUCUCAGGUGCCGCCUUCCCUGGGGGAAAUGCCAACAUUGAGUGAGUGUGUGAUUCUAGAGUGUCCUCUGCUUCCAAAUUGAGGCACCAAGGUGAGCUGCGGAAGGGAAGGAGGAAAGGAAAGAGUGAAGGAGGGAGACAGAGGGAGAAUAUUAGGACGACGAGGAUGAGGGAGUGUAUGAUGAAGAGGAUGAGGGAGAGGGUGAGGGGUAUGUGCAGUUGGGUGAGCGAAUGGAGUAUAGUGAAGAAGAAGAAGAGGAGGAUGAAGAAGAAGAAGAGGACGAAGAAGAGGAGGAUGAAGAGGAGGAAGAAGGCGACGAGGAGGAUGACCAAGAUGAGGAGGAGGAUGAAAGGGGAGGAGGAAAUCCAAGAGAGCUAGGAAGAAGAGGAUGGUGCGGUUGGGAAUGGGGAAGGUGGGAAGGGAGAAAAUUGAGGAAGCAGGGAGAUGGCAGCAAUGGCAGCAAGGGCAGCAAUGUGCAGCAGUAAUGGCAGCAAUGGGCAGCAGUAAUGGCAGCAAUGGGCACCAUUAAUGGCAGCAAUGGGCAGCAGCAAUGGCAGCAGCAGUGGCGGUGGCAGUGGCGGCGGUGGUGGCGGCAGCAGCAGCAGUGUCCGGGUUGAGCUGCUGCCAUCCCGUUAGAGUCCUGCAAUCGCUGGGUCUUCCUCUUCCCACCGACAGGUCUUCCUCUCGAAUCGUCGGGUCCAUCCUUUGGCCAGUUAUCCUCCCCCCACACACACGUACUUCCCUCCAUGGACGAACUCCUACCCGCUCUUCCUGAUCUGAUCUCUAGACUCACAAGUACCCAAUUGAAGCACUCCCAGAAACUUUCAGGAUGCUUUCAGCCCUCACGGCACGUGAACUCAAAUGCCUCCACAGUUUCCAUGACCUGCCCGGAUCGUUUGGGCUUGUGAAGAAGCUCAAGUCGCUGAGAAUCACAUAAUGCCCUGGGAUGAAUGAGUGGGAGGUGAGGUUGUAUGAGGGAGGAGGAUAAGGAGCGAGGGUGUGGGAGUGUGCGGUUGAAGGGAAAGUUUCGAGAGUGUUACAGUAGCUUGUGUUAAAAUUAUAUAAGUUAUCAUUUAUGGGCUUGGUAGACUAUUACUGAAUACUGCUGUAGAGGGUACAACAGCCCUUCUUGUAUGCCUCUGUCUUCUUUUCAAUCGCCCUUUUCUUUUCG